UGUGUAAUGGAACAGUACUUUUGUCCUCCACCGAACGUCUUCAAUUGCCUUUGCCUGUCUCUCAGUAGUUUCUCAUGCGUAUUGCGCACCUAAUGCGUACUAUAGCAUUCUCCGGCAGUGUAUCACCACUGCGCCCUCUCAAAACCCUACCCGAUAAUUCUCCUUCUUCUCGAUUUCACUCCCAAUCUCUAUUCCAUCUCUGCAUUUCAACACAAAAUGCUCGGUUCAAUCUCGACCGGAAAGUCCAGUUCGAAGAAGUGGCUCGACCGGCUCCGAUUAUCCAAAGGUUUUCCGGCCGGCAACGAUCUCGAUCUCGAGCAAUUCCUCAACUACCACAAUCCUGAACCGGAAUUGAACUCGAUUUCAGUUGAUCCGAGCGAAAAACCGGUUCUCGAUCGCAGCAACCAAACAGCGGAGACUCCUCGACAAAAUGGAGAUAAAGAAUGGUUCGGUUUGAUGAGCAAUGUCCUCGCGGAGCUCUUUAACAUGGGGGAUCCGAACGAUUCGUCGAGAAUUCACUCCAAAAAGAGUUCUCGCAAGCAACCAAACCCUAGAAUUUGCCUGGUUUCGACACCGUCAAAUGUCGAUAGUGAGAACGACGCUUUGCGGUCUAGUGGCGACAACAGUUGUGCGGAGGUAAAGCAAACGAGUGAUGAUCAUCCAUCGAGGUUGAGGAAAGAAGAGAAUGUUGAGAAUGUUGAUGUUGAUUUUGGAGAGGAUGACAAGUUUCAUGCUGAUCUUUCGGCGUUUUCGCGCACCGACGUGACGGUGAUUGACACCAGCGUUCCGUUGUGGAAAUGCGAGAAGUUGUUAUUCAGAAGGAAGAAUGUGUGGAGGGUUCGCGAGAAGAAGAGUAAAUCGACCGCAAUUGGGAUGAAGAAGAGGAAGGCGAAUUUAUUGGAAGAUGAGAGUAAUGGUGGAGAGAAGAAACCAAAGCGGCGUGCUUCGUCCAAGGAUGCAAAUGGAGAAGAAUGUAUGAUGCCAUCAAAUCAGAUAUUGUCACGGGGCAAGCUUUCCUGUAAAUGUAUUGUAUCUUCUGAUCAUUUCUAUGAAUUUAAAGAUAAGUUAUUAGCCUUCUUCCAUUUAUCACAAAAUUUUAACCCAUUUAAAUGAUCAAAUUUUCCAUUUGAAUACGACAUAGAUUGACCAGUGUUCAACUUUGUGCAUGUAUUCUGUCUGAUUCAAGGCAUGGCAUAGCUAGUCACAUUGAUUGCUGGACACAUUCUGUCAUUUAUAAAAUUUCUUCCAAAGAUUUAACCCAUCUGUUAAGAACCUUGCUUUCAAAACUAAUAAUCACUACGUGCCAUGGAUAAUUCCUGAGGGCUUGCUGGUGUAAUGUAUCUUUAAAGAAAAACGCAUAAGAAAGAGUUGAAUUGUUAAAUAACUGUAAACAGCUGCAAAUGCGGAGGAGCUGCACGUGUAUGUGGACCUGAUUCUUGAAGACUUUGUAUUUGCCACUGGUGUGCACAACCUUCAUUAUGCUUCAUUUCAUC
This is a messenger RNA of Camellia sinensis, 1493 nucleotides long. The record is from RefSeq and is a predicted model, not a curated record. NCBI's taxonomy places the organism in Eukaryota, Viridiplantae, Streptophyta, Magnoliopsida, Ericales, Theaceae.